Molecule: messenger RNA, 7106 nt
Organism: Elgaria multicarinata webbii
Lineage: Eukaryota; Metazoa; Chordata; Lepidosauria; Squamata; Anguidae
Gene: GON4L
Product: gon-4 like
Exons: 32
Coding region: 109-6795 (2228 amino acids)
Biological process (GO): regulation of DNA-templated transcription
Cellular component (GO): nucleus
Molecular function (GO): transcription coregulator activity
Source: RefSeq, a predicted model, not a curated record
UCCGGAUUGAAAAAUGGCCAAGGAGAGCUGCUGUGGUGUGAGGGAUGCGGUGGAGCGAGCGCGAGCGGACUCGAGGACGCUUUAGCUGGGAUAUCUCUCUUCCCAAAGAUGCUGCCGUGCAAGAAGAGAAGAGCCAUGGAGCCAGGUCUCUCUUCAGGUGCCCAGUCUGUUCAAGCGGAGACUUCUCCCUCGGCUGGGCUUAACCAGCUCUGCAGCCUGGUGCCACAGGUGGAGGGACGGAACAGCCCCGUCUCUUCGUCUUCCCCUACAUUGCCAACGCCUGCAGGAGACCUGCGAGCCAAUGAGGGCGAACCAGGAAAAGGAGUUGCAAUUCCGUCUAGAGAUGCCACUUGGAAAUGCUGGCAGGCAUUGGCAGAGGCCUCUUUGGGAGGUGGGAAGACCUUGUCGAAGGCAGGGACAGAUCUCUGCCUGCAGCGAGCUGAGGAGUGCCGGGAUGCAAAGUUGUCUCCGUCAACUGAGCUCCUUGCGGAUAAGAUGGAGCAAAAGCUGGACGGUGAAGUUGGCAGCCUUUCUCCAAAGACGGAGGCUGGAUGGGAGGCAGGCGGCGAUGCUCCAGAUGCGAAGGCCCCCAGGGCUACGCCGAGCGCCGAAUCGCUCCAGGAAUGUAAGGAGGAAGCAGAGGAGACGGGGCUUUUCAUCCCGGUGGAAGACCGAGAAGAAGGAGGGAAGCGGAAGAGGAGGAAAGCUACCAAGCGGAAACGGGAAGGGAAAUGCCAGGAGGAGGAGCGGGGGGAAGCAGGCCCCUUGGUUUGUGACCUCAAACUGGACGACACCCUGGACCGGACUUUGGAAGAUGGGGCAAAACAGCACAACCUCACAGCCGUCAACGUGAGGAACAUCCUUCACGAAGUGAUCACGAACGAGCACGUCGUGGCCAUGAUGAAAGCUGCCAUCAGCGAGACGGAAGAUAUCCCCAUGUUUGAGCCAAAAAUGACCCGCUCCAAGCUGAAGGAAGUGGUGGAGAAAGGAGGGGUAAUUCCUACGUGGAAUAUUUCUCCAAUCAAGAAGGCAAAUGAAAUCAAGCCCCCUCAGUUUGUGGACAUUCCCCUUGAGGAAGACGAUUCCUCCGAUGAAGAGUACCAGCCGGAGGAGGAGGAAGAGGAUGAGACGGCAGAGGAGAGUCUGAUGGAGAGUGACGUGGAAAGCACUGCCUCAUCCCCACGGGGAGCCAAGCGAUCUCGGGCAGGACGGUCGCCUGAUACCAUCGAAACUGACGAGGAAGGAGCGACUCCACUGGAGGCAGACAAAGCCUCCCUGCCUCCCCUCCAGCGGCACAUCAGUGCCGAAGUCGUGCCGAUGGGACCCCCGCCGCCCCCCAAACCCAAACAGAGCAAGGACAGCACCUUCAUGGAGAAGCUGCACGCGGUGGACGAGGAACUGGCCUCCAGCCCCGUGUGUAUGGAUUCCUACCAGCCCUUGGAAGACAGCUUGAUCGCUUUACGCACCCGGUCGAAGAGGCCCCUGAAGGACGUGCCCCUGGGCCAAUUGGAGGCUGAGCUCCGGGCCCCGGACAUCACCCCGGAUAUGUAUGACCCCAACACGGCAGAUGACGAAGACUGGAAGAGGUGGCUGGGUGGCCUCAUGCAUGGCGAUGUGGAAAACGAAGAUGAGGCUGAUGACGACGACGAUCCUGAAUACAACUUCCUGGAGGAUCUGGAUGAACCGGAUACGGAGGACUUCAGAAACGACCGUGCUGUGAGGAUCACAAAGAAGGAAGUUAACGAGCUGAUGGAGGAGCUGUUUGAGACGUUCCAGGACGAGAUGGGCUUCUCCAACGUGGAGGAUGAAGGGCCGGAGGACGAGGAUAGCGCCGCCGAGGCCCGGCCGAACUUUAACACUCCACAGGUGCUCAGGUUCGAAGAGCCCCUGGCCAACUUGCUGAACGAGCAGCACCGGACGGUCAAGGAGCAGCUAGAGCAGCUGCGCAUGAAGAAGUCGGCCGCCAAGCUGCCCCUGGAGGCGGAGAGGGCGAAGCUCCGCCCCGAGAAGCCCGUCCAGACCCUGCAGCUCGACGCCGGGCAGAGGAAGAGGCUGCAGCAGCAAAUGCAGCAGCACGUGCAGCUCCUGACACAGGUCCACCUUCUCAGCAGCUCCAACCCCAGCCUGAGUUCGGAGGCCGGCACCACCCGCCUCUUCCUGACCGAGCUGGACACUUUUGCUCAGAGCUCCGUGCUCCUCUGCCAGCCGCUGGGCCACAAAUUCCAGACCGUCUUCCAGCCGUGCAACUUGAAAGAAGCCCUGCAGCUCGUCCAGGACUUCCACUCCCAUGUCAAGAUCGAAUGGAGCCCCCGCAAGGCGGUGAAGAAGAACGUGAGCGACUUUGCUUGCCUGCCGAAGCCAGUCGCGUGGAUCUUGGCCACGAGGAGGGUCUUCAUGUAUCCGGAGUUGCUGCCCACUUGCUCCUUGAAGGCAAAACCGCCCCGGGACAAGAUUUUCUUCACGAAAGGGGAGGACAACUUGCUGGCGCUGGGCCUAAAGCACUUCGAAGGGACGGAGUUCCCGAAACCUCUGAUCAGCAAGUACCUCCUGACGACCAAGACGGCCCAGCAGCUGACGGUGCGGAUAAAGAACCUCAACAUGAACCGGGUCCCUGAUAACAUCCUCAAGUACUAUAAGUCCACGAAGCAGUUGCCGGCCCUGUCCAAGCUCUGUGAGGAGAUCCAGCCCGGCGAUUGGAAACCCCCCGUGGAACAAGAGGAGCAGCGCCUGCCCUUCUGGCUGAAGGCCAGCUUACCGGCCAUCCAAGCAGCGGCGCUGGAGCAAAGUGCCCGAGAGGAGCCCCACCUCCCCAACUCGGACGCUGCGCUCUGCAAGGCGGGAAGAGAGCCGGCGGGCAAGGAGAAGUACCCUCUGCGCAUGCCCGAGGGCUUGCAGUUGAUCCUGAGGCCGCUCAGCAGCCGGUUCUGCUGGAAGGCCCGCAGGCGGCAGCGCCCUUCCGCCGCCAAGCCCCUCCCCGUCCGCGCUGGCCUUUGCCUGCCGCCCGCCGGGCCCCCCCACUUCCUCAAAAUGGCCGCCAAGCCGUCCCAGCCCGAAGCGCCUCCCAGCAAAGUGGCGGGCCGCGUCCCCCGCUUGAUCCAGCCGGCCCUGGCGCUCGUGCAGCCCUUGCCGGGGGUGCAGCACCUCAGCCUCCGGCCGGCGGGGAGAACCAGCGCUGGCUUCGGGCUCUCCGCUCCACCCGCCGGUUCCGGGCCCUGCUUGGCCGCCGCUGUGGCCCCGAACCUGGUCUCCCCCCUGCCCCUGGCCUUUCAGCCCAAGAUGAUUCUCCCGGCCUUGCCCUCCUCGAGGGUCCGGAAGGCCGGUGGCCCCAGGGGGUACCAGAAGAAGAAGGGGGCCCCCCGAGCCGCCCCCUUGCUCAAGGCCGCUCCGCUGCUCCACCCGGCCCCUGUCAUCUUCACCGUCCCGGCCGGCGCUGUGAAGGUGGUGGGCAUUGCCAAUGGCUGCAACGUCCUGCAGCCCCUGGCUGCAGCCCCCGCGGGCCGCGCCCCCCAGCCCAUCCCCAUCACCACCCUGCUGGUCAACCCUGCGCCAUUCCCGUGUCCACUAAGCCAGCCGCUGGGGAAUCCCCCAGCCCCGGCCUUGGUGGUUGCCGCCAAUCCCGCCGCCUCCUCUGCUCCCACCGCCCUCAAAGAGCCAGAGUUAGCGAGCCGACCCGCCGGCGGGCCCGUUGUGAGCGGCGACCUCGCGGCUCCCGUCAAGGCGGAGCCCGAAACGGAGCCGCAGGAGCCGGCCUCGUGUCCGGCCGCCUCCGGCGAGGAAGAGCGUGUCCCGUGGCCCUCUGUUCCUGACUAUGGGGUCCGAGCAGAGGCCCCCAUCCGGGCCUACGUGGAGUCUGCCGGCGAGAGGGCCGCUGAACUGCCGGCCGCAGGCCCCUUCUCUCCCUUGGCGGAGCCGGGAGAGAGGGCAAAGGCCAAAUCGGAAGGGUGUGGCGGUGCCCCUCCGGAAGCGGACCCGGAGGAGCCGUGCUCCGUAGGCAGCCAGGCAAGAGAGGAGCUGGUGCUGGACCUGGGGCAGGAGCUGGACGUGGAGGCUGCCCCCGAAGGGGCACGUGGACAAACGGGAGCGCCGAGCGAGCAGGAGUCCCCCGGGAACGCGGAGAGCGGCCAGGGGGCGCCUGGGCAGGCCCAGCAAGGGGCGGCGGCGGCGGCGGGGGGCGGCAGCAGCUCCAGCACUUCUCCCGAGAACGCCACCCUCAGCUCCGCGGCCGUAGGGCCCGCGACCAAUCCGGAAGAGCCACCCGGCUGUGCGGUGGGGUUGCCGGCUGGCCCAGAGGCAGCGGGUGAGAAAGACGGGCCGGAGGAAGAGGAGGAGGAGGACUUUGACGACGACAUCCAAGACGAGGAAGACGAGGAAAUGUCGUCCGCUUCCGAGGAGUCGGUGCUCUCCGUGCCGGAGCUCCAGGAGACAAUGGAGAAGCUGACGUGGCUCGCGUCCGAGCGGCGCCUGAGCCAGGAAGGGGACUCGGAGGAGGAGAAUUCCCAGGAGGAGAACUCUGAGCCGGAGGAGGAGGAAGAGGAGGAGGAAGAAGGGGAGAACCUGGAAACUCUGCAGAAGGAAGACGAAAUGGCGGACGAGGUAGCCGAGCCCGGAGACGGGCCCGCCUCGUCUCUCGCCUUGACUUGCGCCGCCCCGGAGGUGGAGCCCAGUCGGACCCCGGCAGGGGAGAACCCCAAAGCGCCCGGGAAAAGCCGUGCCUCCCACCGGGCCCGAGCCAAGAGAGGCCGGGCGCGCGCCAGCAAGGACACCUCCAAGCUGCUGCUCCUCUACGCCGAAGACAUCCUGGAGAGGGACCCGUUGCGGGAGCAGAAGGACCUGGCCUUUGCGCAGGCCUACCUGGGCAGGGUGCGCGAGGCCUUGCAGCACACCCCGGGCCGCUACGAGGAGUUCCUGCACAUCAUCUACGAGUUCGAGAGCAACGCCCAGAAGCAGACGGCGGUCGACCUGUACGCCCGGCUGCGUGGCCUGCUGCGGGAGUGGCCCCAGCUCCUCGCGGACUUUGCCGCCUUCCUGUUGCCCGAGCAAGCCCUGGAGUGUGGGCUGUUUGAGGAGCAGCAGGCUUUUGAGAAGAGCCGCAGGUUUCUCCGGCAGCUGGAGAUCUGCUUUGCUGAAAACCCUUCCCACCACCAGAAGAUCAUCAAGGUGUUGCAGAGCUGUGCCGAGUGUGUGCCCCAGGAGGUAAUGGAGCUGAAAACCCAGAUGUGGCAGCUGCUGAAGGGUCACGACCACCUGCAGGACGAGUUCUCCGUCUUCUUCGAUCACUUGCGCCCCUCGGCCAGCCGCUUCGGAGAUUUCGAGGAAAUCAACUGGACCGAGGAGAAAGACUACGAGUUCGACGGCUUUGAAGAAGUGUCGUUGCCGGACGUGGAAGAGGAGGAGGAGCCGCCCAAAAUCCACGCAGCCUCGAAAAAUAAGAGGAGGAAGGAACUGGGGGCCCAGAACGCCGACAAGGAGUCCGAAUGGGCGGAGGCGGCGAAGGAGUGCUGCUGCUCCUGCCACGAGGGGAGCGGCGACCUCCGGAUGAAGCGCAGCAAGCGGAGGAGCUGCGGCCACUGCAGCGGCAGCAAGGCAGGAGACAGCAAGGCCUACAGGAACAAAGACUCCCAGGAGCUCCCGGACAGCCUGGCGCUGCGUGACCAGAGCCCUUGCCCUGAAGGGAAGGAGUCCGUGGAGGAAAGCCCGGAGCUGAGAGAAGACGGGGAGGCUCCCCAGGGCCGGGGGAGAGCAGCAGCCAGAAGAGCAGACCCUGCCGGGGCAGGUUCUCGUGCAGAGGGGAAGCCGCCUUCGGGCAAAGAAGCCCCUGCGGAUGGGGCUGCCCCACCGCCCGGCCGGACUGCCGAGCCCUGCUCUUUGCCGGGGCCUCCCUGCCCGAAGAAGGCUGCUGAGGCUACCAAGCCGCCCCCUGCUAGUACCGCCGCCUCUGCCGCGCUCCAGCCCCACAGGGGCGUCCCGCUCAAGCCGCACCGGCCCAAAAGCAGCUCUUGCCCUGCCGUAGGAGGAGAGAGCGAGGCGGGACUCAGCCGGAGGAGCGGGGAGGCUUCCCCCGGCCCUGACAAAGACAUCCCGGUGCCUGGAGGGACGGCGUGUGGGGCGGCAGGCCCCGGCCCCGGCCCCGCUCCGGCCAAGAGUUGCUCUGUUCCGUCUGACCCCACGGAGAACCCCGUCGCUCCCGCCCAGCCACAUCUUACGGACAAAGAGGCGGGUAGACCCCCUGCCUCUGCGGAUAGAAAACCCAGAGGGCCGGGCGCGCACUCCAGAGAACCGGGUCUGAAGGCGGCGGGGACAAACGGUGGUUCGCAGUUCCCGGCGGAGGCCUCCGGAGCGGGCCGCCUGCAGGCCCUGGCUCUGGAUCCAAAGGCGAAGGCCACCGAGGCAUCGGGUGUGAGCGACGGUUCACCGGAGCCCCCCGUGGCAGGAGGCGGGGAGCGCGCGGCCUCCUUGCGGGGAGAGGAGCUGCAGCAGAGAGCAGGUGAAGCCACUGUGUGCGCCAAGAACAUCAAGGUCAGCUCCACGGGAGAGAAGGUGGUCCUGUGGACCAGGGAGGCCGACCGCGUCAUCCUGACCACCUGCCAGGAGCAAGGAGCCCACGCAGCCACGUUCAGCACCAUCUCACAGCAGCUGCGCAACAAAACAGCGGAGGAGGUCGCCCACCGGUUCAGGGAGCUGAUGGCCUUGUUCCACACAGCCUGCGACGUCAGCUCAGAGGAUGAGGAAGACGGCAUGAGCGCCAGCAACACGGACCAGCUGUCAGAGGAAGAGCAGGAGGAACACGGCUUUUAGGCAGCGCCCGUGGCCUCUGGCAUGGGCAGUGCUUCCUUGAGGAGGAAGCGCUUUGGCAGAGGCCGCGGAAAGGCCCCCGCCCCGCCCCGCCAGCCCGCAUCACGCCGAAGCGGCCUUCAAAGACUUUUCCCGGAAAAGGUGCGUCAGGUCUGCUCUGCCGUGUGUCGGAAGGCUGCGCUCCUCCUUGGAGAACAGCUGGUGUAAAUAUUUUCAUAGUGGGAAACGUGUACAUUCUCUCCUGCGCUGCUCUCUGGGUGAAUAUUUAUUGUGCAGUUGUAUUUUAAGGAAUAAAAACCAAUUCUGUCGUGAAA